Messenger RNA from Gossypium arboreum, 1634 nucleotides. RefSeq names its product indole-3-acetic acid-amido synthetase GH3.17-like. The record is from RefSeq and is a predicted model, not a curated record. Gene Ontology annotation, molecular function: acid-amino acid ligase activity. NCBI's taxonomy places the organism in Eukaryota, Viridiplantae, Streptophyta, Magnoliopsida, Malvales, Malvaceae. Bases 78 to 1448 code for a protein of 456 amino acids. Gene Ontology annotation, cellular component: cytoplasm. The transcript is spliced from 3 exons.
GGGCAGCCAAAGUCGAUGCUCAUCACUGCUGAAUAUCGAAGAAUGGGGCAUUAUAUGAUACCUUGAGCCAGUCUCCGAUGAUGAGGCACUUUGGUGACAUCAACCAAGCCGGUAAAAGAAUGGAGCUUAUGUUUGCCAGACCAGAGAUUGAAACUCCUAGUGGCCUCAAGGCAGCAUCUGUUUUAACGAGCGUAUACAACGAGAGUAAGUUUAGAACCAUUUUGCCUAAGCUUUACACAAGCGCCAUUGAGACUAUCUUUUGCCCAGACCCCAACCAGGGCUUAUACUGUCAAUUACUUUUUGGUUUAAUCCAACGAGACGAGGUUGUCAGGGUUGGUUCACUAUUUGCAUCUACGGUGCUAAGAGGUAUCAAGUUUCUAGAAAAUCACUGGCAAGAGCUAUGCUAUGACAUAAAAACAGGUCGAUUAAGCGAUUGGAUCACCGACUCAGGAUGCAGAAAUGCAGCAUCAUUGGUCAUGAAGCCUAACCCAGAAAAGGCUGACUUGAUAGAGAACAUAUGUAAUUGUAAAUCAUGGGAAGGAAUAGUCAGAAAGCUAUGGCCCAAAGCAAGGUAUAUUAGUUGUGUUUGUACUGGCGUUAUGAGACAGUAUAUUGCAGAACUCGAGUUCUAUUGCAGAGGGCUCCCUUUAGUUUCAACUUUUUAUGCUUGCUCGGAAGCUCUUUGUGGGAUUAACUUAGAACCUCUAUGUAAACCUUGUGAUGUCUCCUACACAUUUCUCCCUAACAUGGCUUACUUUGAAUUCCUUCCUGUGGAAAAUGAUCAUGAUGAAUCUAUUGAAAUGAAGAGGAACGAUGAAGAUACUGAACUUGUUGAUCUUGUAAAUGUGAAGGUUGGUCAAUGUUAUGAACUAGUUGUCUCAACUUGUGCAGGAUUAUAUCGAUAUAAAGUUGGAGAUGUUCUUAUGGUGAGUGGUUUCUACAAUAAUGCACCUCAAUUCCAAUUUGUGGAGAGGAAAAAUGUUAUCCUCAAUGUUGAUCAGGAAAAAACAAGCGAAACAGACCUUUUCAAGGCCGUGAUAGAAGCAAAGGCUCUUCUCGAUCCACUCGGAUCCAUCUUGACAGAGUACACUAGCUAUGUUGAUACUUCAUCAGCACCAGGUCACUAUGUAUUAUUUUGGGAGAUCAAGGGAAAAGAAGGGAAGCAUUGCAAAGAGCUUGACCCAAAGAUAAUGGUAGAGUGUUGCACUAGAAUGGAAGAGUCGUUGCAUUAUACAUAUAAAAUCUAUAGGAAAAGGAACAUAAUUGCAGCUCUGGAGAUUAGGGUGGUAAAGCAAGGAAGUUUUGAGGCACUAAUGGAUUACUAUGUGUCCAAAGGAACUUCAUUGAGCCAAUACAAAAAACCUAAUUGUAUUAAAUCUGAGGAAGCCUUGAAGAUAUUAGAUUCGAGAGUGAUAGGAAAGUAUUUCAGCCCCAAAUCACCGUUAUAAUUAGUUUGCAUCAUUUCUUGUUUAAAAGCUCAGGAGAAUAAUCCUUUUCACUUUAUUGUGUAAGCAUCUGUCAAUGUCUGAAAUGUUAAGUAGGGACAGACAAUCAGAUAAACAUACCAUGUCAGCUUUGCUACAUGAUAUCUUGGAAGCUAAUAAAGUCUUUUGAGAUUCACAGGUGCAGUGAAA